AUGGCUCAGAAACAGGUGCAAAUCACAGACUCCAACAAGUCGCCAUUGAUACAAAUCCUAUCAUGGUUCUUUAUGGUGGUGGUGAUUCUGUCGGCAAUUGCGCGGUGUGGCACAAAGCUGUACAUGGUCAAGACGCUGAAAUCGGACGAUUGGCUAGCCGUGGCGGCAACGAUUAUGGCCGUUUCACAAUUUAUAUCUUCCCUUGUACAAGCGGGAAAUGGUCUAGGACAGCAUGGAGAUGCUCUCAGUGAGCAGCAAAUAGAAUCAAUCCUCAAGGGCGAAUAUGCUACCGAGCUUCUGUACAUUGCGAGUCUCGGCCUCGCAAAGGUGUCGACGGCCGCCACCGUCGUCAAUAUCGCGUCGCGAUCACACCGAAACAUUAUUUUCGGAAUUGGCACAGUAAUCAUCACAUGGGCAGUGACUGGAUUCAUCGUCGUCCUCUUUCAAUGCCAGCUACCGGAGCCAUGGGACAUGAUUCGUAAAUCGUGUAUUGCUCGGCCCGCAUUUUGGAGAUACUUUUGCGCUGCGAAUGUGAUUACUGAUGUCGUUCUAAUUGGCAUCAUUGUCCAUAAUAUCCGAGGCAUUCAAACGUCGUGGAGCAAAAAGGCCCUCGUUAUUGGUGUAUUCGGCAGCCGUAUCCUCGUCGCUCCGGCCCUUGUCUUCCAAAUCAUGUACUCAGGCAAGUCUCUCGCCACGGCCGAUCCAAGCUUUGAUAUGUGGAAGUGGUCCGUCAUUAUGGCCGUGGUGCAGUGCCUCAAUAUUCUGACAAUCUGCAUCCCCAACCUGAAGCCGUUCCUCGACAGUUUACAGUCGGGUCAGAUUCGCAUCGACGACCUCCGCCGCCAAGGCAAGUCCAGCAGCAAUGGCUACGGCAGCCACCAAGGGAGCGGCAACAAGUACGGCCAGAGCAGCCGUUCGAACGGCGGCCAGGACACGGUAACAUCGCAAAAGAGCAAGCUCCUAGAGCUGGUGGAGGUUCCGAAACAACGCAAGGCAAAGGGCACGCCCAAGAGAGCGCUCACAUCUCAGGACGGCAGCGCGGCAUGGGACGGCCAGAGCCACACCAGCCAAACUAUUCUCAUUCAACAAACAAAGACGUGGCACGUAGAUGUAGAGACGCCCCGGGGCAGCUCAUAG
Metarhizium robertsii ARSEF 23 is the source of this 1137-nucleotide messenger RNA. RefSeq lists its product as uncharacterized. The transcript is spliced from 5 exons. NCBI's taxonomy places the organism in Eukaryota, Fungi, Ascomycota, Sordariomycetes, Hypocreales, Clavicipitaceae. Bases 1 to 1137 code for a protein of 378 amino acids. The record is from RefSeq and is a predicted model, not a curated record.